Messenger RNA from Ilex paraguariensis (yerba mate), 416 nucleotides. Lineage: Eukaryota; Viridiplantae; Streptophyta; Magnoliopsida; Aquifoliales; Aquifoliaceae. The record is from the annotation of a GenBank genome assembly.
AUGGCCUCGAUGAAACCCGAUGAGGGAGAUGUCUUGGCACCUCCACAAUCAAAUUUAGGCCUUGGGGAAGAUGAUCCAAUAGACGACGACGUCAAAGAGCUCCGGGGCGGCACCAUUGCAAAGCUUCAAGGCGGCGCCAAAGGCAAGAAAGGCAUGGACGUGGUGACUGUGCUGGCCUCGGCCUGGGCGACGCUAGUCAAUGCUUGGGCUUGGGUGACGCCUUGGACAGAGGAGAAGAGGGCGCCAAUGGAGAGGAUGACGAUGCCUUGCACCAGUAGAGACAGUGCUGUGGGUGCUGGCAUGGGCGAUGCCAUGCAAGGUGCUUGUCUGGGCGAUGCUAGCUUGGGCGCUGAUGGCCUGGACGAUGCCAGACAAUGCUUGGGUGUUUGGCUUGGGCAAUGCCAAGCAACGUCUGG